Molecule: messenger RNA, 231 nt
Organism: Colletotrichum orchidophilum
Lineage: Eukaryota; Fungi; Ascomycota; Sordariomycetes; Glomerellales; Glomerellaceae
Exons: 3
Coding region: 1-231 (76 amino acids)
Source: RefSeq, a predicted model, not a curated record
AUGCCAAGCAGCAAGGGGUACUCCUACAACAGCUCUGGGUCCAACAGCCAGGGUAACCACUACUGUGCCCGCGACUACGGCAGCAGCAGCUCUUCAAACCCCAACUCAUACCAGUAUACCAACACGAACGGGUCAUUUCACUACUCGACUCUGAAAGGCGACAAGUAUCAAAACGACAGCAACACCUCGGCUAGCGGAUACCGAACGUGCUCCGGGUACGGCAAAAAGUAA